CCGUGGAGGGGGGCACUUCCGGUGUCCAGGUGCUGGGCUGGAGGAGGAACAUGGACCCCGGCAUCGCGGCCCGAGCUCGGUCGCUCUUGUGGGUGCUGCUGCCCUUGCUUGGCUCGGCCUUCGCCAGCGGCCCCCGCACCUUAGUGCUGCUGGACAACCUCAACCUGCGGGAGACGCACUCGCUUUUUUUCCGCAGCCUGAAAGACCGCGGCUUUGAGCUCACUUUCAAGAGCGCCGAUGACCCCAGCCUGUCCCUCAUUAAGUACGGGGAGUUCCUCUACGACAACCUCGUCAUCUUCUCCCCCUCGGUGGAAGAUUUCGGAGGCAACAUCAACGUGGAGACCAUCAGUGCCUUCAUUGACGGCGGGGGCAGCGUCCUGGUGGCCGCCAGCUCAGACAUUGGUGACCCGCUUCGAGAGCUGGGCAGUGAGUGCGGGAUUGAGUUUGAUGAGGAGAAAACAGCCGUCAUCGACCACCACAACUACGACGUCUCGGACCUCGGCCAGCACACACUCAUCGUGGCCGACACCGAGAACCUGCUGAAGGCCCCGACCAUUGUGGGGAAGGCGUCCCUGAAUCCCAUCCUCUUCCGAGGAGUUGGGAUGGUGGCCGACCCCGACAACCCUCUGGUGUUGGACAUCCUGACGGGCUCCUCUACCUCCUACUCCUUCUUCCCGGAUAAACCCAUCACCCAGUACCCGCACGCCGUGGGGAAGAACACCCUCCUCAUCGCUGGGCUCCAGGCCAGGAACAAUGCCCGCGUCAUCUUCAGCGGCUCCCUCGACUUCUUCAGCGACGCCUUCUUCAACUCAGCAGUGCAGAAGGCCACGCCCGGUGCCCAGAGGUAUCCACAGACGGGCAACUACGAGCUGGCUGUGGCCCUGUCCCGCUGGGUGUUCAAGGAGGAGGGUGUCCUCCGCGUGGGGCCCGUGUCCCAUCAUCGAGUGGGCGAGACCUCUCCCCCCAACGCCUACACCGUGACUGACCUGGUGGAGUACAGCAUUGUCAUCGAGCAGCUCUCGAAUGGCAGGUGGGUCCCCUUCGACGGCGAUGACAUCCAGCUGGAGUUCGUCCGCAUCGAUCCUUUCGUGAGGACCUUCCUGAAGAGGAAAGGUGGCAAAUACAGCGUCCAGUUCAAGUUGCCCGACGUCUACGGCGUGUUCCAGUUUAAAGUGGAUUACAACCGGCUGGGCUACACGCACCUGUACUCGUCCACGCAGGUGUCGGUGCGGCCGCUGCAGCACACGCAGUACGAGCGCUUCAUCCCCUCGGCCUAUCCCUACUACGCCAGCGCCUUCUCCAUGAUGGUGGGACUCUUCAUCUUCAGCGUGGUCUUCUUGCACAUGAAGGAGAAGGAGAAGUCAGACUGACGGGCCUCAGCCUGGGACUCCUAGCAGCGUGCACGUGGGGUUUGUCGGGGUGGGGUUUUUAUUUUUUAAGCCGUGGGAAGCGCACGGCCUUACCUCAGCGGGAGAUGGGGGUGGGGGCAGGGAAUCGUUUCAGUGUGGUUCUUCAGCCUGCGCUACCGGGUGACACCCUGCAGGCGUGGGCGCUUGUCGCAAAUAAAAGGAGAGCUGCCCCCGA
This is a messenger RNA of Oryctolagus cuniculus (rabbit), 1584 nucleotides long. It is a transcript of the gene DDOST, whose product is annotated as dolichyl-diphosphooligosaccharide--protein glycosyltransferase non-catalytic subunit. Lineage: Eukaryota; Metazoa; Chordata; Mammalia; Lagomorpha; Leporidae. Gene Ontology annotation, cellular component: oligosaccharyltransferase complex; endoplasmic reticulum membrane. The record is from RefSeq and is a predicted model, not a curated record.